Molecule: messenger RNA, 854 nt
Organism: Artibeus jamaicensis (Jamaican fruit-eating bat)
Lineage: Eukaryota; Metazoa; Chordata; Mammalia; Chiroptera; Phyllostomidae
Gene: DNAAF19
Product: coiled-coil domain containing 103
Exons: 4
Coding region: 107-838 (243 amino acids)
Biological process (GO): determination of left/right symmetry; inner dynein arm assembly; epithelial cilium movement involved in extracellular fluid movement
Cellular component (GO): outer dynein arm
Source: RefSeq, a predicted model, not a curated record
GAGGAGCGGUUGUGUACCAAAGUUAUCUGGCAAUCUCGGAAGAAAGCAAGGGAACCAAGGGCAGGGCUGUUGCGGUGACGGUCGGGGGGGCAAGAGGGCACAGGCCAUGGAGAGGAAUGACAUCAUUGACUUCAAGGCUUUGGAGAAAGAGCUGCAGGCUGCACUUGCCGCCGAUGAGAAGUACCAGCGGGAGAACGCUGCCAAGUUACGGGCAGUGGAGCAGAGGGUGGCUUCCUAUGAGGAGUUCAGGGGUAUUGUCCUGGCCUCCCAUCUGAAGCCACUAGAGCGGAAAGACAAGAUAGGAGGAGAGAGGACCAUGCCCUGGAACUGUCACGCUACUCAGGGAACAUCCUUCCAGGACAAAACCACAGCUAUCACCCGGGAGAAAACACCGCUGCAGCUGGAGACCUCAGCAGAGUUCUACCGGGACUGGCGGCGAUACUUGCGGAGUGGGCCGGAGCGCUAUCAGGCCCUGCUGCAGCUUGGAGGUCCCAAGCUAGGCCAGCUCUUCCAGACGGAUGUGGGGUUUGGACUUCUAGGGGAGCUGCUGGUGGCACUGGCUGAUCACGUGAGGCCAGCUGACCGGCUGGUGGUGCUGGGGAUCCUGCGCAGCCUAGCCAGCACCGGGCGCUUCGCCCUGAACCUGAGCCUGAUGAGCCACGCAGAGAGAUCAAGCUGCAAAGGCUUGUUUCAGAAGCUGCAGGCCAUGGGCACCCCCAUACCUGUGAAGGAGGGUCUCGGCCAGGGGGAGCAGGGUCUGGAGGGGCAGCCUGAUGGGCUCCAGGAGGAGGAGAGGCUCUUACAAGAGCUGCUAGAGUUGUACCAAGUGGAUUUUUAGGACCAGUUAUCUUUAG